UACGUGCACACACACACACCCGUCAGUCCUUCUCCUCCUCUCCCAGCAGAGCACACUGGGUCUUUUAAAGCUGUUUCGUUAUCAUGAAGCUGGGAGGCUGAACUGACUCUUCUUGUCUGUCGUCCAUCCUAUCUUACUCUCUCACUAUCUCUCUCUCUAUAUAUAUAUCUCUCUCAGUUCUUCAGCAGACUGGACCUGGAUGCUCUGUGUGUGUAUUUCUGUAUGUGGCUCUGAUCUGACCUAAAAGCUCCAUUAAAAAGUGGGUAUUUUCAGCGUGCUUUUAGAGACAGCCAAUUCAUUAAGAACAGAGAGAAAACAGAAGAGAGGAGCCACAUAGAGAGAGAGAGGGAUAAAACAGCUUGGAUAUCCAUGACCUCGGAUUUCCAGCACUGCAGUUUCAGAAUGCCGAAUAUAGGGUUUCAGAACCUCCCCCUCAAUAUCUACAUCGUCGUCUUCGGGACUGCCAUCUUUGUCUUCAUCCUCAGCCUUCUCUUCUGCUGCUAUCUGAUUCGGUUGCGACAUCAGGCGCACAAGGAGCUCUAUGCAUACAAACAGGUCAUUCAGAAGGAAAAAGUAAAAGAACUAAACUUACAUGAGAUCUGUGCGGUGUGCUUGGAGGAGUUCAAACAGAAGGAUGAGCUGGGGAUUUGCCCGUGCAAACACGCCUUUCACAGAAAGUGCCUCAUUAAGUGGCUGGAAGUGAGGAAGGUUUGUCCGCUGUGCAACAUGCCAGUCUUGCAGCUGGCGCAGCAGCAGGGGACGUCCGAGACAGCGGCACCGCCGGCUCCCAUACAGCAGCCCCUGCCAGGCGUGGAGAACCUGGUGUAGCCAGGACAUCCCCCACACCUUCAUCCUCCACUAUUACAGCCUCACUCACUCUACUGUACAGGUACUCAACACAAGGGCAGGCUGGACUGCGUACGCUCUGUGCUGCUCUGUACUUUCCGCCUUGGUGGAUUUACAUCUGGAUUCUCACCAUACUACGAAGACUGCUGAGUCCCAAGAUCAUUUUUUAAUUUUUCAAUAUAUUUUUUUUUCGUUCCAUUAUUUGAACCGUAUCCAAGGCGUUAUGCCACGGUCGUUCAGACUGUUCCACACCAAAGCACUUUUUUUCUGGGGACACCAGCACAAGAGGCGACUGUAAACAACUAAAAAAACCCCUCUAAAAACAACAAACGGCGACAAGGAAAGAAACAGCUGCGUUUUUUGUUAAUGAGUUUUUUUUUUUUUUUAAAAAAGCACUUUACAUGGACUCGAACUUAAUCGCUUGUGAAGAUAGUAGCAAGGUCAUAUUUUAUAUAUUAUUUCAAUUAACUGUAUUAUUUCUAUUUUCCCUUUAUUUUUUAGUAGCGUACACAGACAACAUCAUUUGGAUUGUUCUUAGAGAGGACUUAACUGAAGUUUAUACUGUAUAUAAAAGAAGGGACGACAGCUUUCCACAUGUACAUGUACAUGUGCAACGUGUGCAGAGGGAAAAAGGUGGCCUCGUCGAAAAAAUAAGCUGAAUCCAGUGGCUCCCCUGCUAAAAAAAAAAAAAUCCAGCUCAAGGUGUUUUCGGAUGGUUUAAGCUAGUCUUUAAUGGUCAAGGUGGUUUAAAAGCAGGUUAUUUAGGUUAAAACAUACCCUGUGCUGGUAAGAUCGCAGGUUAAGCAGCUUUUGACCAGCAUAGUGUAUGUUGCACUUGAUUGCGGUCAUGCUAGUUGAACAACAAGAUCUUGCUUGUCAUGGUGGUCAACUAGCUUGGUUACGCUGGGUGGCCAAUACGGAUGCAAAAUGAAAGAUUUAGCCGAAAUGAAGCAGAUUUCCCCUCAAUUUUUCCAUAAUUCCAUAAAUGAAAACCCUAAAAUUACUAUAUUUUUGUCUUACUUUCCUGUGAAAAUGACAUUUGUUGUAAAUUACUACUCUUUACAUUCUUUGAAAUGAAUAAUUUUGUUUGCCAAAUAUUCACUGCAUCCAUUUGGGUCAUGAUGGUCGACCAGCGUGGCCAAUCACAGUCUGUUGGUCUAGCUUGUUUAGGUUGAUGAUGCUUUCGGACCAGCAAGUUGGUUAACUAGCUUAACCGUCUUGACCAACUUGAGCUGGCCAUUGUUUGUUUUUUUGUCCCAGCAGGGUCUUUAUUGUAAAUCUAGUGCACUAAGUAGUGUGUAAAUGCUGCUAGCCUAGGCAUCAUUAUAACGCACUACUACUAAGUGGGUUUGUUAGAAGGAGCCAUAUUGGGUUCAGCAGUUGCGAAAGCAGCAAAAAUGUUAUGAAGCAGUGUCGGUAUUGCCAGAAGUGGCUCUUCUACUCUGAUCUGAGACCAGUUUUGUGGUUCGUCUUAGACGGAAACAGGUUAGCUGCUGGUCUUAAUCAGCGUUAAAGGGAGUCUCUUUGGCUUGUCUUGUGGACAGGCACUUGUGGAGUGACCCCAGGUCGUUGUUGACCAACCAAAUGUGAAGGUGGAGGAAUUCCACAAGUUCUGGUAGGUGUAAAUGUUUAAACUGCUGUCAGAUUUUCUGCACACAGAUAAUGCACAUGUACACAGUCUGUAUCCUUUAUCAGAACCAUGCUUUUAUGUUCUAAUCCGUGUUGUCUGCAGUCGGUAGUGAUCUGUGCACACACAAGUCAUUUACACUCUUUUUAAAUAUUAAAAAAGUGCUUCUAAUGGUUCUUUGAUUGAUGUCAUAGAGGAACCACUUUGUUUAACAUAAUAACAUGCCAAUGUGGCGUCUGAAGGAGUAGAUCAACUGGGAAGCAGUAAGUUUUGACCCAAUGCUCCAUGAUGCUCCCACAUAUGGAUGCCCACCAGAUUUAGUUUUGGGUCCAGGGGGUUUAAACAUGGGUCCCAAAUGAGUGGAUUUUACAUAUAGGUUUAGGUUGGACUCUUGUGAGAAUAAAGUGCUCUAUAACAAUGGGGCACAUUUGGAAAACCCAACUGAGUCCCAGUUUCAACACAAGUACAGUACAAACCCACUCAGAGGCCUUGAUCAAAUGGAACCAACCUGUUAUCUACAGGGCCACAACAAACCUUAAGAUUAAACAUAGGUCAGGCCAAACAAUAUGCCCAACAGUUUGAGCAUGCAGUGUGUGCAUUAAAGGCAUUAGAGUCCAAAUGAGUGCCUAGAUGGGGCCCAUGUGAGACUAAGGUGGGCUGUACUGAUAGGGCUUAGUUGAGUCCCACUGGGUCCCAAUAAGAACACAUGUUCAAACCCACUCAGAGCCCAUGUCUACCUAGAACUUUCCUUGAACCACAUGUCUACCCAUGUGAGCUACCCCUGUCUGGGCUGUUGGUAAAAGAGAUAACUGUAUGCCUGAAGAACCUUGAAGAAACAUGGUUCUUUGUGAAACCCAAAGUGAAUGUUCUAUUGCAUCACUCAAAGGUUCAUUUGAGGCACUAUGCAAGUCCUGUGCUGAAGUUCUGAGAUAUUUAUCACACUAUUCCACUAGAAUCUGAAUGUUAGGCUCUCAUUGCAUAACACAAAACAAUGUGAAUCACACUGUCAAUCCAUUUUCGAUCGCCCCCUUUCCCAGGGAGUCAAAAGAGAUCACCAGUCCCCCUCUUCCUUACUUACAUAACUGGUCCCACCUGAACUGCCCACGUCCAAGAACAGAUCAUCUCAAAGCAUUACUCAGUAUUUGGCUUCGACUGUCUAGUUUUCAAACGGGAGUUGAGCUCUGUGUUUGAGUGCACUGUUGAGCUCUGUGUUUGAGUGCACUGUUAGAGUAACAGACACACAUUUAUCACGUUGAACUGGACAGAAUCUUGUCAGUGACAUGUCUGCUGGUUUGACUAGAGGCCACACAGACCGCUCUAUUACAAAGAAGGUUUAGACUUCCACUGCGACCUAAUCCACUACAUCGUCUGGCGCAUGUGUUUGUUUGUCUUGGCUCUGGAGUAAGGCAUAUCUUUCCUGAGAAGCAAAGGAAGCUCAGAAGAAAAUUCCAGAAUCCUGAAUAAACUUCCCCCCCCCAAACUCCCUUUCGCUUUCAUAAACAUUCAGAUACCGCACCCCUGAGUGAAAUGUAAAAAGCCUCAGCCUACUUUUUAAAGAGAUAGAAAUCAUUUGCCGUUGACGACCAAUUCAAUGUAACUGUGGAGAAUAUGGACAACUGUAGAUAUCAUGCACAUGGAGGCUUGACGUACUCCACAGGUGAUAUUUGUGAUUGGUCGUUAAUAUAAAACAAUUGAAACCAUACAAAGUUUGCACGCUUCUUUGCAAAGCUUGCAAACUUUGUUACACAGAAAGUAUUCAUAGACCUUGACCAAGGAUUCACACUGGCAGAGGUUGUUAGUAGGGAAGGAGUUUAAGUUCAGAGAGCAGUCUGUGAUUGAUCAGAAAGGUGUGGUGAGUCAAGUCAGUUUAGAAAGUUGCUUCUUGCCAUCAGCAGCCAGAGCCUGAGAGAGGACAACUGAUCUCGCUCUCUUUGUGUGGGUACAUGAUAUUACAUGACUUUCUUCUGAGCAUGCUGGCUGCCCAGUAGUCCUUACCCUCCUAGUUUUUUGUGCUUUACUAAUGAUUGGGGGAGUCUUUAUUAUUGGGUUGGGUAAUUGGCACAUCUAAAUUAGAGAAAAUGAAGUAAAAUUGGGAAAAAAAGUCUCAACUUAAUUUGUCACUGGUUGACUGGUCGCAGUUUCCCGCUAGUGUAAACCAAGGAUAACACUAAUUGUUACAUGUUCCAGCAUUGCUCAGCAUAUUCACCAUGAUGUCCAGCACUUUGUACUCACCAAAAAAUGGAUGGAAAAGGCAGUGAAUGUGUAUUGCGCAACAGCAGUGCUUUUUCUGCACUGAGCCAGGUGCAGCUCCUCUGUCAGCAGCUUGUUCUAAUGGCUAUUGUACCUUGCAGUACAAUAAAGCCCGCUUUUUCUGAAGCCACAUUCUGGCCAUUUCCACCUGACUGGUGUAAACCUCCAUGCAUUGUCACGGUGACCCUAGCUAGCCUGGCUUUUCACCUAUUGUGCCACCUCUGAUUACAGUAGCAAUGAGGGAAAGUGCUGUCAAGGGCAUUUCUGAGCACAGGGGUUUAAAACAGGUGCAAGUCUGGAUUAAGUCACAAUUAUUGAUCACUCAUUCAACUUUAAAGAAUAUAAGAAUUAGUCUUGAGGCUUAAAAGUAAACAACCCGUCACUGAACUGAUACUCAAUGUGUGGCAAUGUAAUAGAGUAGACUAGACUUUGGAAAGAAACCCAGGACAUAGGAGGGGAUGUCUAGCAGAAUGUGCUCAAGGAUGUUCCCUAGUUCUUGUUCUAAAAAACAUUAGUCCUACUUAGAUCUCUAUGAUAUGCAUAAAAUACCAAAAAAGCAUAUAUAUUGAGAUUGAAAUAUAACAAUUGAAAUUUGCCUUGAUCCCUGUUGGAGCCAAGAAAGUCCAAGUAAUGCAAGAGAGCAUAACUGGUGUCACUCUCUUUGGGUAGGUACGAUGGCCCUCCCUCUCCCCAUCACUCAGCCUGAUGAAACCCAAUGCAGAUGUCUAUUAGUGUUCUGUUCAAGCUGUCCAAUGAUAGUAGAAGGGUAGUUUGAGAAGACCACAAUGAUAGGUUUGGUUUCUAACCAGGUAGGAGUUGCCUAAAAACAUAAUUUCAGUGUACUUGAUGGUUCCUAAUCAGCCAAAUCACCAUCAGAAGGUCAGCUAGAUCAUGGUUUAUGAAGAUUAUCACAGUACACAAUCAAGGUUAGAGGCUCAACUGCAGAUUGUUGCCCUUGUUUAUACCAGUGACACGGGUGUGGCAGUAGUCCUUUCAAAGCAUUUCUAUUGGUUCAUUCAUCAUGACGUUUUGAAACAAUGUACAGAACAACUGCCAGAUACAUAUUAUGUCAAAAAUAUCAUGUCAGGAUACAAAGUGUUUGCAUUCAACACCACCCAUCGAAAAAACUAAACACAGCUGGGUUGCUUGUAUCAUUCGGUUUAACUAACUCGUCAGUCCUCAUUCAUAAUUAACUGCCAGGUUUUCAGAUUGUAGGCUCUGAGCCAUGAUAUUGUAUAGACUCCGCCCCCUCUGUUCCCUUUCUUAACCCCGUAUACCCCCCUGUUUCUGCUUCUCUGUGGUUCGUGGUGUACAGUGAGUGUGUUUUUCCAGUGUCCAGCUGAGCCCCAUAGUGUCCUACAGCCACUCCCCCUCCCUCCCUAACAAACUCCCCUAUAGUGUGCCCCAGUAUUAUUAUUACACCAGUACAACCGACCCUUAACCCUUGCACUCGCGCUCCCACCUGUGUCUACGUACCAUUACGUUACCCUACACUAAAUACACACAACCCCCCCCCCCCCUCCACCCCCUCCUCCCCCACUGUGUUUAACACUGAUAAUGUUUGUGAAGCUCACAAACAUGUUUGUAAAACUAAAAAUUCUGCAGCAGAAUAUUUUUGGAGACAUUUGCUGUACAGUAUUUGUAAGCUCUAUUUUUGUAUAUUUAAUUGACCUUUUUGGAGAAAAUAAUAAAAGAAAAAAACAGAAAACAAAGAAGAAGGUUUUUUUUUUUUUUUCGUUUGUUGUUUUGCUAAUUUUGUUGUGUUUUAUUCAUUUUAAAAAGAUGUUGCAUGUGUUGACUUGAACUGUAAAUAAAACAAUUACCUGGUUUUGGAGGUAAUAAAAGUGAA
Astyanax mexicanus (Mexican tetra) is the source of this 6572-nucleotide messenger RNA. RefSeq names its product ring finger protein 24 (gene rnf24). The coding region runs from base 370 to 828 and encodes 152 amino acids. The record is from RefSeq and is a predicted model, not a curated record. Gene Ontology annotation, cellular component: endomembrane system. Lineage: Eukaryota; Metazoa; Chordata; Actinopteri; Characiformes; Acestrorhamphidae. Gene Ontology annotation, molecular function: ubiquitin protein ligase activity; zinc ion binding. The transcript is spliced from 6 exons.